ACUUCAUCAUUUGGUUGUAACUCCUGCUGCAGACAAGUCAAAAACCUAGUGCUAAAACCAUGAAGAUCUAUCUGAUCGCAGCCUUGUUCCUGGGUGCCCUUGUGGUGGCUCAUUCGUUUGAGGAAGACGAAAAGGUUGAGCUCCCUGAGGUACCUGAACAAGAAGAACAAUCUGACGAGGAAAUAAACGCUCCUCCAGCUACCGAGGGAGACGCUCAAGAAUCUGAAGAUGAAGUUGCAGAGAAGAGAGCUCUUAGGAAUGUCUUGAGCUCUUACAGUUGUCUUCAGCUGAAAAAACGACGAUAUUGUAGGCAUGCAAUCAUCAGGAACCUUUGCGCUGCCACCUGCGGUAUCUGCAGAGACAGUUUGUCAAGAGUCAGUUGCCUUAGAAUAAGAAAUCUGAAGAAGUGUAACUACGCCAUUGCACGUCUUUAUUGCCGUCGUACAUGUAGUCAUUGUUCAAACGUUAACGAUCCCUGCAGAAAGUAUGCUGUCCUAAACCAACGGAACCGAAGACAGUCCCUACCCAGGGGAAAUGCACGGGCGAUUUGCGACCAGAAAGGCUUUAUCACCCGUUGGUAUCGAUUCACGGGUCUUGCUGGUAACAGAAUGCCAACCAGUGCUCCACCUAAAAAUCGCUGUGGUACCCAUGCUACUGGUUGGAUGGUGGGAAGUUAUCCAGCAAUUAGAGGCCAGACAGUCGUCCGUAAAGUGUGUUAUCACUGGGGGAAAAGCAAAUGCCAAUGGAAUAACCCCAUCAAAGUCAAGAACUGCGGUCGAUACUAUGUGUUCUACCUACGCCCGACCCCAGUAUGUCAUCUUCGUUACUGUGGCAACGCAUAAACAAGCAAAAGAUGUGAACUGGAGCUCGACAAUGGAAAGACUUGCGGAUACAAACAAGAAUCAUAAAUGGGCUACGAAUAAAAAUCUCUCAACCCUCACUAGAAUAGUUUUUAAAGAGCAUUUAGGAAUAUUUUUCCCCGCGUUGUACUUGAGUUAAAAUUAAAGAUGUUUAUUCAUAA
Molecule: messenger RNA, 1021 nt
Organism: Actinia tenebrosa (Australian red waratah sea anemone)
Lineage: Eukaryota; Metazoa; Cnidaria; Anthozoa; Actiniaria; Actiniidae
Source: RefSeq, a predicted model, not a curated record